Messenger RNA from Rubroshorea leprosula, 1172 nucleotides. Lineage: Eukaryota; Viridiplantae; Streptophyta; Magnoliopsida; Malvales; Dipterocarpaceae. The record is from the annotation of a GenBank genome assembly.
GUUCCUUCGAACCCCGAUGGAACCCAGGCACUGGGUUUCUUUUCCCUUUAGAACCCAGCGCUGGUUGGGUUCCUUCGAACCCCAAUGGAACCCAGGCACUGGUUUUCUCUUCCCUUUAGAACUCAACACUUGCUGGGUUCGAUGGAACCCAGGCAUGCUGGGUUCCUUCGAACCUAGGUAUGCUGGGUUCCUUCGAACCCAGCACGCCUGGGUUUAGAAACUCUCCAUUUUUACCUCCAGUUGCUCAGCCACCGUAUUCCUCCCCACACAAAGAAGUAGAGGAAGAGGAGAGAUCGUCAUUGUCUUUACUCCAUCAUUUGCUUUUGCUUCUUCUUCGAUUCUCUCUCUCUUUCGCUAAAUUCCUCAUCAAUUUCCUAUUCAAGUAAGCUCUCUCGGUCGUUUAGCUUUGAGGCUUUGUCUUUUCGAUUUGAGAUUACGAUGGAUCAAUUUAUGUUUGGUUGAUUUGAUGAUUCUGUUACUCGUUUUGAUGUUUUUGUGCCAUUGAAAGUGAGAUCUGUGUGUACAUUGAAGAUCUUUGUUGUCGAUUUUGCAAUUUUAAUUCAUUCUGGCUUUAGUUGUUUUCAGUGAUUGCUUUAUUUGGUUUCUUGAUUUGGUUUUUUGGUCUUUGGAUCUAUGUUUUAUUAUGCUACUAUUGGCUAGUUGGAUUGUCUGGAUUCUGAUAGUAGUGUUCUUUCAAACCCAGGCGUUGGGUUCGAUAGAAACCAAGCGUGAGGUUCCUUGGACUCUAGGCGUUGGGUUCUUUCGAACCCAACACACCUGGGUUCGAUGAAACUUGUGUUCUUUCGAACCCAGAGGCAAAAAAUAAAAAAAGAAAAAAAAGAAAAAAAAAAAAGAGCGGGAAGAACAUAUGAAGAAUUGAUUGAUGAAGAAGACAAGAUAAGGAAGAGGAAGGAAAAAGAAAGGGCGCUUGCUGAGGAACCCAGCACGCCUGGGUUCCAUUGAAGAGCUUGUUGUUCUAGGGUUCGAAUGGGAAGAACAGAGGAGAAGGGUUCAAUUUUUGCAAGGGUGGGCCCCACUUUUUUUUUGGUUUGAUUAUCGGUGAUAAUGAAACAUGUCAUAUUGCCAUAUCAUCUUUUUUCCAGGUUUACAUCUGACAUGUCACGUUAUUUUAACUGUCAUUGUGUUCCCGUUAAUUAACGGGACACGUCACU